Messenger RNA from Anolis sagrei ordinatus, 5090 nucleotides. RefSeq names its product peripherin 2 (gene PRPH2). The record is from RefSeq and is a predicted model, not a curated record. Gene Ontology annotation, biological process: visual perception. NCBI's taxonomy places the organism in Eukaryota, Metazoa, Chordata, Lepidosauria, Squamata, Anolidae. Gene Ontology annotation, cellular component: plasma membrane.
AAUGCAUCACGUGAAGGCCCAAACCCACUAAAUAGUAAAAUGAGGGAUUAUUUCCACUGCUCAUCUGCUGCUGGCAGAGAUUUCUCUAAAGUGGAUUACACUGAUUAGUAUUAGGAUGACGUAUUGUAGAUCCAGCUUUAAUCAUUUGCAACUUUGAAGCUGUUAUUCCUUUGCGUAGAAGGGACCACCAGAAAUAGUAGCACAUGCCAUUUGCCAAUAAUAUUUUUUUUCCACUUGCGGAAAACUUGUUAAUUUUGCCCACAUCGCUUCAACUUCUGGCUUGACAAGAUGGAAAUGUCAAACAAUGUCUUGACUAGAGCAACCUUAUUUGGACUCUCCAAGGCCUGAAUGGUGGCAGAUCAUUUUUUGCAGUUGUUCCCUUUACCAAAAAAGGAUUAAUUUUUGCGGAGGCUUGAUACAUUCGGCAUUUCUAAGAUGGCGCUGUUGAAAGUCAAGUUCAACCAGAAGAAAAGGGUAAAACUAGCACAAGGACUAUGGCUCAUGAAUUGGUUUUCAGUGUUUGCAGGGAUCGUUGUUUUCUCGAUGGGACUGUUCCUGAAAAUUGAGCUCAGGAAGCGAAGUGAUGUGAUGGACAACUCAGAAAGCCACUUUGUGCCCAAUUCCUUGAUAUUGGUGGGUAUACUAGCCUGUGCAUUCAAUGCGUUUGCAGGCAAGAUAUGCUAUGAUUCUCUGGAUCCUGCUAAAUUUGUGAAGUGGAAGCCUCUCGUGAAAGUUUAUCUAUUGUCAUGCUCACUUUUUAUCAUUUUCACCUUUUUUGUUGCUCUUUUUUGCUUUCUGAUGAGGGGUUCUCUGGAGAGUACACUAGCACAAGGGCUAAAGAACGGGAUGAAAUUCUAUCGUGAUACAGAUACUCCAGGAAGGUGCUUCAUGAAGAAAACAAUUGAUUUGCUCCAGAUGGAGUUCAAAUGCUGUGGAAACAAUGGUUUCAGGGACUGGUUUGAGAUUCAGUGGAUCAGCAACAGAUACUUGGACUUUAGCUCCAAGGAAGUGAAAGAUCGUAUUAAAAGCAAUGUGGAUGGCAGAUACUUGGUGGACGGUGUUCCCUUCAGCUGCUGUAAUCCAAGCUCUCCACGACCCUGCAUCCAGUAUCAGGUCUCGAACAACUCAGCUCACUAUAGCUACGACUACCAAACAGAAGAGCUUAACCUGUGGAACCGCGGCUGCCGGGAGGCUCUGCUGAAGUACUAUGGUGGCAUCAUGAACUCCAUGGGGGUCUUUGUCCUCUUCGUCUGGCUUUUUGAGCUGUCGAUCAUGAUAGGCUUGCGGCUGCUGCAUACCUCCCUGGAGAGCAUCACCAACCCAGAAGAUCCAGAAUGCGAGAGUGAAGGGUGGGUCCUGGAGAAGAGCCUGAAAGACACUUUCAAAAGCACCUUGGAAAAUUUGAAAAGUAUGGGUAAAUUGAAUCAAGUGGAUGCAAGUGCAGAAGGUGAAGGAGCAAAAACCCAAGCAGUCACAACCGUCAGUUGAGUAUCUUGUCUCAUAAGACUGUUCAAAGACUGAGAUGUGUGAAUAUCCACUUUUUAAAAGUCAUAAGCCAUCACAGCUAUACAUUUGUAUACACCAAACACUCACUUUUGUACAUAUGGCCAACAUAGUAUAGUUCACAUUGGGAUAAUAAAAGCAACCUUAUGGUAGGAGCAUGAGAUAGCCAGUAACAUUUAUGGGAAAUGGCUAUAACAUGAUAUUUCUUGAAGCAAAUAACAUCAAGCUAUUAGGCUUGUUAUAUUUGCAUCUUAAAUAAGGGUAAAAAACUGGAGGAUGUUAUCCUUUAUUUUUGUCUCUUGUCAUUGGAAUCUAAAUGGGGAAGUUUAAAAAUAAAUUAUUUUUGUACUAAAGUUUAUGAGAUACUUGAAAAUUUUAAUAUACUUUUAAAUAGAUAUAUUAGUAGAACAAAAUAUAGUUUGAGAUGUCAAGCCAGAUAAAAGAUACAUAGAAAGAUGUACAGUUUGAAAGAUCAUUUGGAUAAAAUCAGAGGUUUAAAGUUGUUACUGAAGGACAAUUUUCUGUCAUGUUCAAAUGCAGCAUUGUACAAUACAAGAAGAGUAUGAUUAUAGUCAACUUUUAUGCACUGAACACAAAAUUGUGAUUUUAUAAAAGCAAGAUUAAAUUCAUUUGGACGUCAAGAUAAGCUAUAGCCUAAGAUGCCACCAGCUGCUUGGGUGCUGUCCUACCCAAUAAUUAUGGUAGCUAUUCCUGUAUCUGGUUUGCUAGAUGUGCUAUAAUAACUGUGAAAUUAAAACUAACCUCUGUCUUAUAAAGUAAUAAUGGCAACUAACUCUUAAUGCUUGGCUACCAGACGGAAAGGGCCAUCUCAAAUCAACAUUUAGAUUUUUGAAUUCUUCCAAGAUAUUGAUAAGGAUUAAAUACUCUGUUAUAAAAAGGCCUGUACAUUAAUUCAGUAUAUGGGAUGUCAUGUAGAAAACACUAUUUUUUACCUUGCAGCAGACAAUAUUGACUUGGUGCAUUUUCCAGUCCAAGAUGUACGCAACAUAAAUGUCUUGUUGUGAAAACGACAAUCAUAACAAAUGUCCUUUCAUUUUACAAACUGGAAUGAAGCGUGGGAAAAUGUAACCUUGGGUCUAUAUGAAGCUGAGAUUUUAUAUUUAUUUCUAUGUACAUAACUAUGCGUAUUUGGCUGUAAGCCUUUUCCAAACACCUCCUAUUAAGCAUUUAGCUGGCUUAAGCAGAAUCCUAGAUGCUUUUGAACAGUACUUUUCAAAAAAAGACUUACUGGUAACUUGCUCGACAGCAACAGUGAGUCUGUGAUAUUAUGGAAACGGAAAGGUAAGCUAGAGGUGCUCAAAGAAGCAGAGUAUGAAACAUGUUAUUGAGGGAGUACUUGCAUAAGGAUUAAGGGAAGGGAAAAUGUUUUGAUGCAUAGCUUGCAUAUGAAGAUGCCUUAUAUUGAACUGGUGUAUGAGUCCCUCUAAGGCUAGAGGUAUAUUUCACUUACAACAGGUCUUAAGACUUCCGCUGUGUUAUUGCUUGGGUUCCUUGUAGCAGGAGAAGGCAGGAACUAUCAAGGGGACUUUCUCUAUUCACCUGUCAUUCAGAUGUGGCAUCGUACAUGCGGAUGGAAAAUGAAGGCAGACAAAUAAUUGCUCCUAGAUAGGGAAUAUGGAGUUCUAGAUUGGGAAUAUAGAGUUGUAGACAUGGAAAUACAAAGACAGCUAGAAAAUAAGGGAGUUUUGAAAUAAAACUAUGGCAUUAAAGCUGCUAAAUGGAGUAGGAAGCCAGGAUAGACACUUAAGGAAAAACUGCAGCUUGCAGUUGAUGGAGGUUAGUAAUCUAAAGAAAACAUAUGGCAGCAGGAAGGAAAUAUCAAUGGUCGCCUCAGUAUAUGGAGGCUGAGAUACAAGGGCUUUGGCAGCAGGUACAGGAAGAGAAAGGCAAGUUUAGAAGAACCUGGUGGCAUCUUAAACAUCUAGAGGAGAGCCAAAUGAGAACUUUAUCAAAGACUCUGGAAGCUUACUGUUGGUUCUUGACCUGUAGGGUUCCCCCCCCCCCCCAUAUAAUAAAAAGGACACGUCAAUUAAGUGUAUUGUCUUACCUUUUUCAUAAUCCUUUGUUGAUAUCUGCAUAGAAAAUGUUUGCAAGGUUGGUAUAACCCUAUGGGUCCUAAAUGAAUGCUCCAGAGCAGAAAACAACUUGGAAAGCAAGUUUUAGAAAGGAGUGUACAGUACUUUUUGUGCAAUUACAGAUAUGGAAGGGCAAUAACCAAAACAUUGGUUAAGCCUUGAUCUGAAAGGGAACUAGUUUGGUUUCCAUGAGCCUCAUUUUCAAAGGACAAGCAGUUGGGUGAGCAAUCCAAUUAAGAAUGGCAUCGGAAUUGCCAUUUGCGGUGAUUUCAAUGUGCAGCGCUCUCUCUAUGAUGCAUUUGUAGUCAUGGAAAGUACCACACAUUAAUAUGUCACACAUAAACUUAUUGCACCCUUAGAAGUGUGUGGCUGAGACUCUUCCGUCAUUGGGCAUCUUGUAGAGAAGGCAUAGACAGACUUCAGUCUCUCCAGUUGUUUCAGACUUCAUCAGAUAGGUGGUGGAACAGACCAUGUUACCUGUGGUACAGUUAUUUUUAAAUUUUUUAACAUAUUCAUCUUUACAUAUGUUGUAUGCUACUUGUAACAUAUUCUGCUAUAUUGAAAUACUUUGGUUCACUUACAAAAUCACAUUGCCACAGCUGAACUCAAGGAAACCUUCAUUAAUGUCAGCUAUCUAGAGACACGAGUGGCACAGUGGGUUAAACUGCUGACCUGCUGAUCUUGCUUAUCAAAAGGUCGCAUGUUCGAAUCCGAGGACUGGGGUGAGUUCCCGCUGUUAGCCCCAGCUUCUGCCAACCUAGCAGUUCAAAAACAUGCAAAUGUGAGUAGAUUAAUAGGUACCGCUUAAGCUGGAAGGUCACGGCGCUCCAUGCAGUCAUGCCGGCUACAUGAUCUUGGAGGUGUCUAUGGACAACGCCGGCUCUUUGGCUUAGGAAUGAAGGUGAGCACCAACCCCCAGAGUCGGGCACGACUGGACUUAAUGUCCCGGGAAAACCUUUACCUUUUACCUAUCUAGAGACUCUGAAAGGAGAUUUGUGUUGGAACAUAGGAACUGGAGCCAAGAAAUGGGAAGAAUUGGUUCUUCGGAAAGAAUUUGUUUUCUCUUCCUUCUGAACACAUAUGGUCAUAACCGCUGGGUUGUUGCUUCGAGCAGGAUAAGACAAACAGGACAAGUUAGCUACGUAGGUCUCGUUUUAUUGAACUGCCACAGAGACAAAACCAAGUGGUGAAGGUUGCCCACUGAGAAGGAAAGAAAAAUUGUUCUUAGACAAGGCAACCAGAAAAAUAAUGGAUUAUUAUGUAAGAAAAGGUAUUCCAGCUCCUAGGGGUCUACUGACAUGUCUGGCUUGUACCAUGAAACUGGUAAUAUGUAUUUGUCCUAUCAAACAGAGAUUUUUGUGAAACUGUAAAUGCCAUUUAAUUAUGUUUGUAGGUGCUAUUUUGCUAGUGUAAAUGUAGAUAUUUACAAAAAAAAUGUAUUUUAAAGGUACUUGUUUAAAGAAAAUGCUAAAUAUAUUAUGUUUAAUACAA